Molecule: messenger RNA, 1221 nt
Organism: Penicillium arizonense
Lineage: Eukaryota; Fungi; Ascomycota; Eurotiomycetes; Eurotiales; Aspergillaceae
Product: FYV10 family protein
Exons: 4
Coding region: 1-1221 (406 amino acids)
Biological process (GO): proteasome-mediated ubiquitin-dependent protein catabolic process
Cellular component (GO): nucleus; cytoplasm; GID complex
Molecular function (GO): protein binding; ubiquitin protein ligase activity
Source: RefSeq, a predicted model, not a curated record
AUGGCUGCAGAACUGACAUCAACAAAGCUCAACCCGGAGAGCCACAUUAUCCUGGACCAACCACUUCUCCGACUUCCACAUGAACUAGCCCGCAGGAACUUUAAGACCGUACAACGAGCUGUCGAACGCGAAAAGGAAUAUGUCCUCCCUGCACUCAAGGACACCGCAAACGCCUCACUCUCCAACACACAAACCCCCGACCAGACACUUGCCGCCCUCGACGCGAUGAUAUCCCGAAUGCAAGGCCUCAAGAGGAAGAUGGAAGGGCUGCAGGAAGAAGAGAAGAAAAUCCACAACCAGUCUCGCAAGCGCAUUCAACACUUGGAGGCACUGCACAAGAUCCCCAAUCUAGCCGAUGUCAAAUACGACCAGUGGGCAAGAGUACGACUGGAUCGACUGCUUGUGGAUCAUAUGCUGCGAUCGGGGUUUUCGGAAAGUGCAAAGCAACUAGCCCAGGAGAGGGGAGUUGAGGAACUUGUGGAUCUUGAUGUCUUUACGCAGUGUCAACGAAUUGUUAAGAGCUUGAGGCGAGGAGAGACAAAGGAAGCAUUGCAGUGGUGCGGUGAGAAUAAAGCGGCCUUGAAAAAGAGUCAGCACAACCUUGAAUUUGAGCUCCGGCUGCAGCAAUUCAUCGAAAUGGUCCGGACCCAGGACAAAACAAAGAAGAUUGAGGCAAUUGCUCAUGCCAAGAGAUAUCUGAUACUAAACCAUCAGGCUCAAAAUCCGGAGAUCAGGCGUGCUGCUGGGUUGCUGGUCUUUAAGCAAGACACCAAAGUUGAGCCUUACAAGUCGCUCUUCUCACUGGACCGCUGGAAAGAGCUCUCAGAUCUCUUUGUCCAGACUCACCAUGAGUUACUUUCAUUGCCGUCACAGCCAUUACUACAUAUUGCACUUUCAGCCGGACUUUCGGCACUCAAAACACCCCUGUGCCAUUCCGCGUACACAUCGUCCAGCUCUAACUCGCAGUCAACCUCAACAUCAGUGUGUCCGAUCUGCUCGACCGAACUGAACGAGCUCGCCCGCACAAUGCCGUACGCCCAUCACUCGAAGAGCUACGUGGAGAGCGACCCCAUAGUCCUACCUAACGGCCGUGUCUACGGACAGCAGCGGUUAAUAGAAAUCAGCACUAAGUUGGGAUCUGUGGAAUCAGGCAAGGUCAAAGACCCAACAACAGGUGAAGUCUUUGACGAGAGCGACAUGAAGAAAGUGUAUAUAAUGUAA